Oryzias melastigma (Indian medaka) is the source of this 1342-nucleotide messenger RNA. It is a transcript of the gene rbm18, whose product is annotated as RNA binding motif protein 18. The record is from RefSeq and is a predicted model, not a curated record. The coding region runs from base 200 to 802 and encodes 200 amino acids. The transcript has 6 exons. Lineage: Eukaryota; Metazoa; Chordata; Actinopteri; Beloniformes; Adrianichthyidae. Gene Ontology annotation, molecular function: RNA binding.
UUUGUUGUUUUCAUGUAGCAGGUAACAUUUUUCUUCAACCUUGCUGACUCUGAAACAGUCACCUACGUGAAAAUAUACUUGUGAAAUGAGUACGAUUCCUUAUUAACGAUUUUGUUCAUCCCGAAAGUGGGAUUUGUUGCUUGUUACGCUUUCGGAGUCCCCGCUGAGGUGGAGGUUUGGACUAACAAAAAGAGCACUCAUGUCAUCUGCGGCAGAAACUGUGGAAAAUGCCUCUAUUAUCUCAGAGAACACUGCGCAUGAUGGAAAUCGCUUGUGGAUAGGGAACAUUGAUCCCAAGAUCACAGAAUAUCACCUAAUAAAGUUAUUGGAGAAGUUUGGCACAGUGAAGCAGUUCGACUUCCUGUUUCAUAAGUCUGGGCCUUUGGAGGGGCAGCCGCGGGGCUACUGCUUUGUCAACUUCAGCACCAGAGAGGAGGCAGAGAGAGCAAUCCAGUGUUUAAAUGGAAAACUUGCCUUGUCCAAAAAGCUUGUUGUUCGCUGGGCACACGCUCAGAAGUUUGAAGGUUUCCGUAAUGACAAGACGAUGCCUUCGAGCCUGGAACCGUCCAGCAGUGGUUCAACAGAAGCAGGAUCCAUAACCACCAACUACCUCAGCACAAGUGCUAAGAUCCGUGCCAUCGAGGCCAAGCUGCAGAUGAUGGAGCAGAACCCAGACGACACCAGUUUUUCAGGCCCGCCUGCUUACAUGUACAACAAACCGCCCGAGAAGAAGCGCUGGGAGCCCUACUCCAAAUCCCACCACAGUCACCAGGGCCGGCCCUUCCGCAGAUUUAGGAGAUGACCCGUCCUCUCCCAGAUUAUGGAGUCCUCCCUGCCCCCCCAGUCUGUACUCCUCAGCCUCCUCAUAGACUGUCAUGAUUCUAGACCCCACACGUCCUCUCUCUGGAAGACUUUAGCAGCUGAACAAAACCGUGAUGGCGGCAAAGCACUGAUCAGCUGAACGAGGGACCCACGCUGGACUGCUCUUAAGGAGUCUUUGUAUGCAGGUUAUUUAUGUAAGCCAAACUAUACACAGCUGGAGAAUUUGAUGUUCAGGUCACGUUAAUAAAUUAAAAAUAGACGAGUGGUUUUUUUGAGACUUUGAUUUUUUUCCUGCUAAAGUUUCAAGAUGUCAUUGCUUUUUAUUAGCGAAAAAAAAGAUUGAAGCCACUUAGUGUCACUUUCUGGGAGUUACUUUAAAGUGUGCGUGUUUUUUUUUUCCAUUUACAACUUUCAGUUUAUUGAAUUCAGAUUUAAGUGACUGUACAGAAUGCUGUGGAUAUAUGUUUGUUGCCUCUGACUGUUCAAUAUUUCAGCUGAAAUAAAUUGCAUCUUUAUUGUU